AUGGAGCCUCUGCUGGGGGUUUUGCUGGGUUGGAUUCUAGUGGUAGCAUCAUCAGCGCAGAACAACUGUACCUGUGAGACCAACAAGUGGGCGGCGUGUGCCAAGGAUGUGUCCGGGAACUGCACCUGCACGCUGGUAGGUUCGGAUCACAAGGUGGACUGUUCAACGCUGACUUCAAAAUGCUGGCUGAUGAGGGCAGAAAUGAUCAUCCGGAAGGGGAAGCGCUUCAGGGGCCAUUUCCGUGGGCUGUUGGAUGAUGACGGCAUUUACAAUCCAGACUGCGAGCACAGCGGCAUCUUCAAAGCCAGGCAGUGCAACAAAGCCGAUACUUGCUGGUGUGUGAACACUGCUGGAGUGAGAAGAUCCAUAAAGGGUGACAAAAGCCUGAAUUGCCUCAAACUGGUUAAAACGAGCUGGAUCUACAUUGAACUGAAGCACCAAAAAAGGUCCAGUGCCUUCGAUGUUGCUGACCUGACAGACGCCCUGAAACAGCUGUUUCAGACCCGGUACAAACUACACCCUAAGUAUAUCGCAUCCAUUAGGUAUGCUUCCCCGCUCAUCCAAAUCCGUCUGAACCAGAAUGACUCGGUGGAAUCUAGGUGUGAUGUAGAUAUAGCUGAUGUCGCUUAUUACUUUGAAAAAGAUAUAAAUGAUGACUCCCUUUUCCCUUCUAACAGUUCCUUAACUGUCUCUGUCAGGGGAGAUACCCUGGAUAUUGACCAACUAUGGAUUUACUACACUGACGAAAAGCCACCAGAGUUUUCCACGAGACAAGUGGUUGGUGGCAUCAACACCGUGGUGACAGUGGUGCUGAGUGCUGGCUUUGGCAUCGCUGUGCUGGUUAUUGUGACGUGGCUGUGCAGAAGAAAAUACGAGAAAGUUGAGACUGAAGAAACAGAUGCAGUAAGAGCACCCAGCUUACAGCUGCUCUGA
Messenger RNA from Eurypyga helias (sunbittern), 933 nucleotides. RefSeq names its product tumor-associated calcium signal transducer 2-like. The transcript has a single exon. NCBI's taxonomy places the organism in Eukaryota, Metazoa, Chordata, Aves, Eurypygiformes, Eurypygidae. Gene Ontology annotation, cellular component: membrane. The coding region runs from base 1 to 933 and encodes 310 amino acids. The record is from RefSeq and is a predicted model, not a curated record.